Lytechinus pictus (painted urchin) is the source of this 3989-nucleotide messenger RNA. RefSeq lists its product as uncharacterized. Lineage: Eukaryota; Metazoa; Echinodermata; Echinoidea; Temnopleuroida; Toxopneustidae. The record is from RefSeq and is a predicted model, not a curated record. Gene Ontology annotation, molecular function: protein-membrane adaptor activity; protein binding. Gene Ontology annotation, biological process: nucleus-vacuole junction assembly. The transcript is spliced from 15 exons. The coding region runs from base 668 to 2323 and encodes 551 amino acids.
AUAAUGAAUUUAACCUUUCCAAACGAUGGUAGCUGCUGCUAUUGUGUUUGUAGUGAGCGAUUGAAUAAUGCAUGCAUAACAUUGUUCAGAGUGGCUAUAAAAGAGCUGGAGAACAACAAAGCAUAAUGUGGUAUUGUUUGCAAAGGUUGGAACUGUACAGACAUGCUGGUAAAGAUGUAAAUUAUUACUUGUAAGUAUCUUUACCAUACAAGGGAAUUCAAUGAGCUUCAUUUGUGAGCAGAGCUCUAAAGUAAAGAUGGUGCUCUGAAGCCCGUGAAAUCUUCAAAAAGCAUGAAGAUGGUCUACUCUGAUGACAAUGGACUAAAUAUCAUGAAAAGGUCACUUCCUUGCUCUAGCAGAUCAGUCUGGAUGGUGUGAACUAAACUAUCCUCUGGAUAGUAGCCUGCCUACCUUGCUCUUCAUCAGAAGUUGGUCUCUUGAUUUUUCACCUUUCUGGUUUGUGCAGAAAACUGGGUUGCCACGUUUGCUUCAGGAUACAGUUCAACCUGACUUCAGAAUUUCAAGCAGAAAGACCUUAUCUUCCCAGCUCUGUACCGUCUGCCAGCUGGGGAUCAGGGAAAGAUAGGUUCCUCAACAUCAUUUCCCCCUCUCUUUCUCUCUCUCUCUUUGACUCAUCUGGGCUGAGAAACAUCCCUCUGUAAACGAGAUGGAUUCUUGCUUGGAUUACCUCUUCUCCCUCUGUUGCUGCUGUGGAUGUUACAGUAGAUACCGUCACUAUGACGAUGACCUCUAUGAACCCUUGCUGCUGGAUACUGAGAGGGAGGCAGUCAAAGAUCUGUUACAUUAUCUCAAUAGAGAAUAUGAAGAGAAGCCAACUAUUUCUGAGGAGCGUUUGGAAGCACUCUGUACAUUGACUUAUUCAGAGAAUGCAGAUUUACAGAGGUCAGCUGCAUUAUGCCUAGCAGAAAUCAGCGAGAGAUUAAUGCAGCCGAUAUCAUCCAAGGUAAUGGAACCUAUUCUUGUGUUGAUGGAAUCCCAUGAUGUGGAGACUCAGAAAGCAGCAUCCCUUGCACUCAGUAACUUUGCGCUUUGUGGGCACGAGAGCAACAAGAGUGUGAUUGUGAAGUGUGGUGCUCUGCCUGUGCUGAUCAAGCUACUGUCUUCAAACAAUGUAGAGAUCCAGUGCAAUGCUUGUGGAUGCAUCACUACGCUCGCUACCUCAAAUACCAACAAAAUGGCCAUAGUUUCAUGCAACGGUGUCCCUCCUCUGAUUUCAUUGACUACAUCACCUGAUAUCAGAGUUCAGCGCAAUGCUGCUGGAGCAUUACUUAAUCUCACUCACAUAGAUUCUAACAGGACUGUGUUAGUAAACCUGGGUGCAGUCACAACUUUCCUGACAUUGCUGCAGUCACAAGACACUGACAUCCAAUACUACUGUGCAGCGGCACUCAGUAACCUUGCUGUGGAUGAGAAGCAUCGUGUUUCCGUGGUUAAGGAAGGUAAUCAUCAAGUCAUCAAGAUGCUCAUCAGUCUAUUAAACUCACCGGCUGAUAAGGUGAAAUGUCAAGCUUGCUUUGCUCUCAGAAACCUAGCCUCCGAUGAUGAGAAUCAGGUUGCCAUAGUAACAUUAGGAGGGCUUCCUCAUCUUCAUGCCAUUAUGAAGGAUAGUUCAAAGGAGACCUUGUCAGCCGCCAUCGCUGCGCUGCGUAACCUCUCAAUCCAUAGACUCAAUGAGAUCCCGAUAGUUGAAGAGGGAUUCUUAGAAGAGAUCACAAGCGUUCUAAGACAGCCCAUGAUGUGGGAUGCACAAUGCCAUGCUGCAGGAACAUUACGUAAUCUAGCUGCUGGGAGUAAGACUAAGAUGAUCCUGAGUUCUGGUGCCCUUGAUGGAUUGAUAUCAGUGUUCUUAGAGUCCACCUCACCUGUUGCCGUCCAGACGGAAGUGACCGCUGCAUUGGCCAUCAUAGCUGGCAAUGAUGAAGCCAAGCAGAUACUACUCCAUGUUGGUGAGGGGCGUGUAUUCAGCCGAUUGGUAUCUCUAGCAGCAUGCUCACCGAGCAGGGAGGUUCAGUAUAACAGUGCAGGCACCAUUGGACAACUUGCUUUAUUCAGUCUGCAGUCUGAACUGAUUACUCUCAAUAUUUCCAACACUCAUAAAUACCUUACCCGUUUCCUCAGAAGUUCAGAUUCAAACUUUAUCCACAUUGCUCUCUGGACCAUUGUUCAUCUCCUAAAAGCGGAAGCCUUCAGGACAGCAUUUGGUGAAUCAUCAUUACCCAGACUGGUAGACACCAUUCUGACCUCAUCUCAUCCUGAACAACUCAAACAGCUUGCACAGACUGUCCUGGACAACAUGGGGUAACAGUCUCUCUUUGAGUAUGAUGCCCAACCCCAUCUUCAACAUGAUGGGUUGCCAUGAGGAGCAAUAUGAACUCAUCUUUGAGUGCGAGGUACCGGUCUUUUUGUGAAGAGCGUGUUUGUGCCUGGUGCAUGAACAGGUCUUAAUCAACUCUGUCGAGGGGCAGUUUUCAAUGUGGAAAUAUGAUACUUACAGGGUGUUUACCUAUCAGAAGUUCUCACAAAAGGGGGAGUUAGCAAUUCUAAUCUACUUUCCAUGAAAGCUUGAGAUAAACUGACUUGACGUAAAGUGUCUCUAUGAAGAGUAUGGUUGGUAAUAAUAUACCAGUCCGUAAAUUGAUGUGCAAUUCACUGUAUGGAAAUGCAAGAGGAGGAUGUUGUGGGGAUAAGGAAGCUUUAAUUAACUAGCACCUGGAUGGCAAUAUUUAUGAGCUCAUUGAGCUGCUUUAUGAAGUGAGUUAUUCUUACAUGUAUUCAACAAGUAAUGCUGGGAAACCAAGGCUCAACAGUUGAUAUUCAUAGAGGGAAAUGCUGCAAAUAUUUACUUGCCGGAGAUGGAACUUGUAAUGGACAAAAACAGAGCUAGAAAAUCAAGGCCCGACAGUUGAUAUCCAAAGAGGCAGAAUGAUAAUAAUUAUCACUUACCAGUGAUGUAAUCAUUGCUGCACAAUAAAUAUUCAUAAUGGAACAGUGGUGUUAAUGGAUUAUUAAUUUAUUCUUCAAAAUUUUGAAGCACUUAUUGUGUUUAGCAUACCAUCAUCAUUCCAAUAAUGAGUUUGUAAUCAUGUUGAUAUAUGACUUGCAUUAUUUGGAUGAUCGUUAGCUUUUAAUUUAUUGAAAAAUGUUUGGAUGUGGAUGCAUAUCGUCAAAAUUAGAGUUGUGGUUUUCAAGCUGUCUCUGGACCAACUAAAAUCAUAAGUUAUGUAGAGAUCUUCUUGAAAGGUCCAAAUAUUGAUCUACCAUAUCAUGAAAUAUGUAAUUCUCACUUUUUGCUCACUUUUUGACUUGUUUUGUUAUAAGUGCUACUGUUGUUAUUUUUCUUUUUAUUUUGGAGUUCUCACAGAUUGAAUUUUUGCAAACUUGUGAAAUAAGUAGUGAGAAGUCUUGGUCUGUGACUCUCAAUAUAAAGAAAGAAAGGUUUUGUUUUGCUGUGUUUCAUUGAUUGUGUUUGAUCUAUGUUCAUGAUAUGAAUUAAUUAUUUGAUUUCUAGGUGAAUUACUUUAUAUUCUUAAGUUUGCCUCCGACGAAGUUUGCCUCCGACGAAGAUUCUGCUAGGAUCGAAAGCUUAGGCCCCUUUUUGACUUUAUAUUCUUAAGUGUUAGAGUGUCUUUUAUGUUGGAAUACACCAUUGUUGAGGAUAAAUGGUGUGGAAAUUCCAUGUUUUGUUCUUUUUUUCAUAAAUUGCAUUUGUUUCCUUUAAUUUCCCAAAGAAUCCUGAAUUUCACUAAGAUAAUGCACUUGUUUGUAAUCAACUAUUUCCUUGAAAUAAUGCCAGAAUUCACAAAGUCCUUUUACACUCCAUAUGCACACUUCAUUUCCACUUGAGACCAAGAAGACCAAGAUAUGAUGUAUCCAAAAAAAAAAAAAAAACGUCAAGAACAACAUCGUUGGAGUCAAGUAAGUAAAGUAGAACAAAAAAUAAUAAUCACAUUAUUUAAUUGGCCAGUCUG